CAAAUCAUUUGCGAUACCGUAAAGGACUGGACGUCUGCCGCGUCUAAUGGACAGCAAUCGUACGCCAAAAUCCGCAACAAACUGACCAACGAGUCGAUCGUGACGGACACGUGCGGUCUGUCCACCGUUAAGGACCCGGCGGUGGCCGACAAGAUAGUGGGCGGCAACGAAGCGUCCAGAGGGCAGUUCCCCUAUCAGGUGCUGCUCAGAAUGCGCCGACGGGACAAUAGGGUAAUGAUAUGCGGCGGUUCAAUACUGAACGAGCGAUGGAUACUGACGGCCGCCCACUGCGUGACCAACGAGCGGACGGGCGACCCCUAUGUGGUGGCCGUAGAGGUGACUGCGGGCGCCGUCCGUAAGACAGACAACGGGUCAGACGUGCAGCGCGUGUCCGCCGAUUGUGUCGUCGCCAACGAGAAGUGGAUCGGACUGAAAGGCGGUUUCGCCAACGACUUGGCGCUCGUACGGCUGCCCACCGGUACAACCAGUAGCACCAGUACCGCCACCACUACCACAACCCCUACCGCCAACACCAACCUGACAGCCACGCCACUGACGCUAACCCAUAGGUCGGGCGGUAUAGUGAAUGGCGUGUGUCUACCGCUGCGGGGCCGGAGUGGUCGGCCGUACGAGUACGUGGGCAAAGCGCGCAUCUCGGGCUGGGGCGUGACCGAGCGUGGUAAAUCGUCGCCCAUGUUAAAGUUCACCGACGUGGGCCUGAUCGGCGACGACCGGUGCCGGGCGGCCAAUCACCUGCCCUUCCCUAUCGUGGAGUCCAUGCUAUGUCAGGGCGCCGACCGGACGUCGCCCUGUUUUGGCGACUCCGGUGGGCCGCUGGUGGUGAGGGUGAGGGGCAGGUAUACCCAGAUAGGUGUGGUGAGCACUGGGCCCUCCCAGUGCGCUAACCCUAACGAUCCCAAUGGGGUUUAUACACAGGUCUCGCACUUUUUGAAUUGGAUUGAAAACACUGUUUCGCGUAAUUCUCACGACAAGUGUUUCGGUUUCCGAUUGAAACAGUUUUGA
Molecule: messenger RNA, 1023 nt
Organism: Medioppia subpectinata
Lineage: Eukaryota; Metazoa; Arthropoda; Arachnida; Sarcoptiformes; Oppiidae
Source: the annotation of a GenBank genome assembly